CCCAUUGCAGUGGGCACUCACCUCCAUCGUUGUGUGUGUGCUGGCAUGCCGCUGAGAGCGGUUCUCGCUUUCUGUGACACAAAGAGGAGUGUCAUGCAGCAUAAAUUUCAUACGAAUUCCGCACACUCGCAACGCGUCGCAGAUACUUUUCGGCAAAGUUUUCCGCAGGAAAAAGCCAGUGUAAAUAAAUUGAAAAAAAACCGAAAAAUGGGCGACAGUUCCUCUUAGUUAUUAGCAAAUCGGUGUAAAUAAAUGGGCGUGUUCGUUAAACGGUAAAUGAAAGUGUAUUUGGAACUGUGUUUUUAUUUAACGGAAUGAAAUGGAAUGGCCAAAUGCGCCCAAGUGGUCAAUUAAAUUAGUGAAAAUUGAAUAAAACAGAAGAAAGAAUAGACGACGAACGUAAAUAAAAGACGUUGAGGUGACGGCGACGCGAAGAGUGAGGAGUGGCAGGCAGAGCGAGAGAACAACGUGUCGAGCAACAAAUUAAUAAUACAACAACAACAAAAAACAGAUAAAUAAAAAAAGCAACACAAAUUGAAAACAAAAACAACAAGAGCAGCAGCAGCAGCAGCGAUUCUGGAUUUCUAGAGGCAGCGGCACAUUCAAAAGAUGGGCUGUGGACAGAGCAAGAUACAUUUGUAUCCCAGGAAAUCGAAGAGUAAAGCGAACGGCAAGAAAGGAGGACAUGCCGACUCAGAUGCCGAAACGGACGAGGACGAAGGCCACAUCGAGGAUGCCGAGAAGGCACAGCAGCGCGACCGCGAGAAGCACGACGAGAGCGAGGAGCUAAGCAAUAAGGACAUCCAGGAAAGCGACGAGGACGUGGCCGUCUCACUGCUGCGCGCCAAGAACCUGUCGCUGCUGCAAAGCCAGGACAUAUCAUCUAGCCAGCAGAACUUCUUCCGCAUGCUGGACAAGAAGAUCGAUGAGGGUCCCGACUACGACUCGGCCAGCGAGACGGAGAUCGCUUUGGAGGAGGCCCGACUAAACGCCCUGCGCCAACAUUGGGAGUCCGCCAGCAUCACGGCCUCCAUCUGCUCCUCGGCCAGCCGCUCGCUGCAGACGACGCCCAUCCGCCAGGUGCAGGUGCCAUUGAAGCAGCCGCCGCGUGGCGCCGGCCUGCUGCUCCAGCCUUCCAGCGCCUCGGCGGUCACCGCCUCCACCUCCUCCUCCUCCUCAUCGACGAUAGUCGCGCUGCCCACGACGGAGUAUCUACCUCAGCAUGUGUUGACGGGACGGCAAGUGGUGCAGCAGCAGCAGCAACAGCAGCAACAAGCGGCAGUGCUCUACCAGCAGCAGCAGCAACUAAUCCUGCUGCCCCAGUUGGAUCCUAAUGUUGUCAACACGUCCACGGCAGCAGCAGCGGCACAGCUCGUCCAGUUGCAGCAGCAGCAACAGCAGCAGCUACAGCAACAGCAGCAGCUACAGCUGCAGCAGCAACAGCAACUGCAGCAGCAACAGCAGCUGCAACUCAAUCAGCAGCAGCAGCAACUCUACCAGCAGCAGCAACAGCAAUACCUGCUGACCCUUCCCGCCGGAUCAAAGCCACAGAGCGUGAGUCCAAAGCGCCUGAUCUAUGGUGGACCCGCUGCAACCACUCUCCUCUGUGCAACUGGUGAUGUGCAUUUCAGCAUCAAAUGCAACGCCCCCGAAACUUACGAACCGCCAACCGCUCCACACAGCCAAAUCCAGCAGCAACAGCCACCGCCUCCUCCGCCGGGCGCCUACUACGGCGAGAUGAUGCACGGCGUACAGGCCGCUCCAGCGGCGGAAUACAAGUUCCCGCCGGCCAUCAGCGUGCAGCGACUGGCGCCGCAGGUGCAGCGGCAGCUGCGCGAGACGCAGGAACUCAUAAAAGACUCGUGCCCGCAGCUGUAUGCGGCGGGCUAUGGCAGCCCAGGACCACCGAUACGCAAUCCCAGCAGGAACCCCACUAGAACUAGACCCACCCUGGAGACGCAGUUCUCGCAGGAACUCUCGUGAUAUCUAUAUAUGUAAACAGCCGGCAGACGGAGGAUGCACCCACGUUCAGACACACACACACACAACCACUCACAGUUGGAAAAACUGCAGCCAAAGAGGAAAGCUAAAAUUAACCAAAAUUAUAAGAAUACGAAACCCGUGACAAAACCACACAGUAAAAAAAAACCAAGAAAAUGCCAAAAAAAAAACAACCAAAAAGAAACUUCAAAAUGAAA
Drosophila simulans is the source of this 2198-nucleotide messenger RNA. RefSeq lists its product as uncharacterized. Lineage: Eukaryota; Metazoa; Arthropoda; Insecta; Diptera; Drosophilidae. Bases 610 to 1983 code for a protein of 457 amino acids. The transcript is spliced from 7 exons. The record is from RefSeq and is a predicted model, not a curated record.